UUGUGAGUGUAAUAAAAGUUUUGGGUGUUGUUCAGGGGUGGGUCUCGGAGAAGGGCUAAGCUUGUGCGGGACUUGUACAGACAUGGGCUCGGUAGACUACGUGGGUGCUUCCCGCCCGGUUGUGAAGAAGGAAGCCGGUGCUGUUGAAGUCGGGUUGUCGAGCGGCGGGAUAGCUGGUUUUCGUCUGGAAGUCUUCGGAUCGCCGCAACCUGUACUGCGAUGGGACCCUGGUGCUGGUCAGAAGACGGGCGCGGUGGUCUCCCCAGACGCGAGCGCCGCCACCCCGUACAGCAAGUCUAUGUGGCGGCGGUACCGUACCAUGAGCGGGCCUCCCUCGGGGACAUACAGGCCCCCACCCCCGCCUGAGCCGGACCGCACGCCCGGGCUCUGGAAGGGGUACGGCCAGAUGUUCUCAGGAGACUACGAGUCGUACGACUACGGAGCCUACCAUGCUUGGUUGGCGGACAGGUACAACUACCAGUGGUCCCGGGACUACUCGCACCACGGCCCGCCCGACGCCCACCCCCGCUGGCGCAGCCACCGCAAGGACGUCUGGAUAGACGACAAGGAACCUUCCCGUGUGCCUCUGCGCCAGCAGGUUCUCGAGACCCAGGACGAGAUUGACCGCUCGUACACGUACGAAUGGAAGCGGUACCUGGAGUCGAGCUGCCGCGCCACUCCCCGUGGCCGAGACUACUCCUGGCUGCACGAGAGUCCCCGCACGGCGACCCGCCAGGCCCUCAUGGACCACCCCGCCACCUUCCUGCACCGCCCCAGGCCCAAGUGCAUCGUGGUGCAGGGGAACGAGGCUUACUUCACCUGUGCCGUGGAAGGCAGUCCCGAGCCUACCAUAGAGUGGCUGAAGGAAGAUCAGCCUAUAAAGAUUGACGGAGAGAAGUACAAAGUGAACCUGGCGCAGGGCGUCUGCACGCUGUACGUCAGAGAAUGUGACGUGGAUGACGCAGGCACGUACACAGCCGUGGUCACCAACCAGCUGGGAUCCACCAGCUGCAACACUGUGCUGCAAGUGGCAGAGUCGACCGACGAUUUGUGGACGCAGCCUGACUGGUGCAUCAUGGGAGGCCUGGUGGGGAAGCCGAUGAAGAAGAAAGAGAAGAAGGAGGAACCUCCACCCCCUCCUCCCCCUGAACCUGAGCCCGAGCCCCCCAGGGAACCCACCCCACCGCCGGAGCCCAAGGAACCGAAGAGGACACGGUCGCUGUUUGACGAGAAUCUGAGGAAAGAGUUUGUUGCUAAGGAACGGGAGGAGGCAAGGAUUGAGGUCACUUUUACAGGAGACGUCCCGGAUGAAGUGGUCUGGGAACAGAUGGGGAAACUAGUCGCCGAGAGCAAAACUAAAGGGAUCAGUUUUGAACGAGACGGCAACACUUUCGCCCUGGUUAUCAAGGACGCAACUUUGAAGGAUGCAGGCGAAUAUACUUGUGUUGCGAGGGACAAGUGGGGAACGAACAAGCAGGCUUUCAGGCUUACGAUGAAAAAGGGCGGCGUGCGUAAGCUGGCCAAGCCUGAGUGGUUUCUGGUGCCGGAGUCCAUCUCUGUCGCCAAGGGCUCCUCAGCUAAAUUCUACGCCGAGGUGGAUGCCGCACCGGCCCCAACAAUUGACUGGGUCCACAAGAAGAAGACACUGAUGGGAGGAGGCCUGUACACGAUCGAGCACAAAGGCCGUGUGUACAAACUGGAGAUAGGGAAGGUCACAGAACGCGAGGCUGGGGACUACAAGGUCGUCGCACACAACUCCAUGGGUGAGAUCAGCAGUGACUUCAAACUCGAGCUCAAGUGACGUCACUUCCGUUUCCGUUGAUUCAUUGGACUGCGCUAUCUUCUUCCACUUAAAAAGAAGAAAAAAACUAGAGAGACAUAAUAAUCAUAUUACACUGGGACAUUUCGUCCACGCUUUCAGUUUUGAAGAGAUUGACCUGAACGGCAGCGAUAGCGCUUUGUAAAGUCGUUAGGAAAGAGAAUUUGGUUUAGCACAAUAAUAAUAUUCCACCGUGUAACUUGACUUAAGACAGUUAUCGUGAAGGCUUAGAUUUGUUGAGAUUGACCUACCAGCUCGACGUGUUACUGUAUCAGUGUUAACUUGUGGGAACCGUUUUGUAUUUUGAAGUUUUCGGUAUUAACAUAUAGACUUGUACAAGUAAACACGGAUGAGAAAUGUAGAACAUAGAAUUAUACUAGCUAUAGAUACCCAUUGCAACAGUAGAAGAGAAACGUAACUAUCAUUUA
This is a messenger RNA of Branchiostoma floridae (Florida lancelet), 2247 nucleotides long. Its product is annotated as myosin light chain kinase, smooth muscle-like. The record is from RefSeq and is a predicted model, not a curated record. Gene Ontology annotation, biological process: homophilic cell-cell adhesion; synapse organization. The transcript has 10 exons. NCBI's taxonomy places the organism in Eukaryota, Metazoa, Chordata, Leptocardii, Amphioxiformes, Branchiostomatidae. Bases 83 to 1801 code for a protein of 572 amino acids. Gene Ontology annotation, cellular component: neuronal cell body; axon; plasma membrane. Gene Ontology annotation, molecular function: axon guidance receptor activity.